Meriones unguiculatus (Mongolian gerbil) is the source of this 3305-nucleotide messenger RNA. RefSeq names its product zinc finger protein 431-like. Gene Ontology annotation, molecular function: DNA-binding transcription factor activity, RNA polymerase II-specific; RNA polymerase II cis-regulatory region sequence-specific DNA binding. The record is from RefSeq and is a predicted model, not a curated record. The transcript has 5 exons. Bases 465 to 2411 code for a protein of 648 amino acids. NCBI's taxonomy places the organism in Eukaryota, Metazoa, Chordata, Mammalia, Rodentia, Muridae. Gene Ontology annotation, biological process: regulation of transcription by RNA polymerase II.
GUGCACGACCUUGUAUUGGUUGUUCUGGCGCCCUCUGCUGGCCUGCGGGUGCACGAGCAGGGAGGAUCCUAUAAAUAAUUUUUAGGGGGCUGGGGGUUGAGUAGGUAAGGUGCACUGGGCUUAGUUGUUAGGGUGCUGGGGACUCAGUACAAAAGGAUCUGUCCACCUCUGCUGGGCUGAGGGCAUAUACUUAUGGGCAAAGAGAAAAAAGAGGUGGAGGAGGAAGAAGAGGGAAGGAAGGAGAGAGAGAAGAAAGAAAAGGAAGGAAAGAACGAAAGAAAUCUGUGUGGCUUUGCAGAAAAACAACAGCUAAUUAAAACUUGGGUACUAUUUGGUGUUGAUUUCCUGAAUUUGAACCAACAUACACAGAGAUUAAACCAGAAGAAAAUGAUGUGGUGACCGUUUCUGAGCCCAGCUAUUCGAUACGGAAUGCAGUGUAUGCAGUGUCCCAUGCCCUCCAUAAAAUGCUGCUGAGCAAAAUUGAAAUGGGACCUAAAGAAGACAGAAACAUGGACUGGCUUCUUCCAUGCCAGGUAAGCCUCACUCAUAAGCAAGGGAAGCAUCAGGAUUUUAUAUUAUUGACUGCAUUGACCUACAAUGAUGUCCAUGUGAACUUCACUCGAGAAGAGUGGGCUUUGCUGGAUCCUUCCCAGAGGAAUCUCUACAAAGAUGUAAUGCUAGAGAUCUACAGGAACCUCACUGCUAUAGGCUACAAUUGGGAAGGUCAUAAUAUGGAAGAUCAUUGUCAAAGUUCUAGAAGACAUGCAAGGUAUGAAAACAGUGAUAGCAGAGACAAACCCUCUGAAGAUACUCAAUAUAAUGAAAUAUUUGCACCUCACAGUGGUUCCCACACAUAUGAAAGUAUCCAUACUGUUGAGGAUUGCUAUGAAUGUAACCAAUAUGGGAACGCCUUUGCACAUAACAGUCAUCUCCUAAAACAUAAAAGGACACAUAUAGGAGAGAAACCUAAUGAAUGUACACAAUAUGGUAAAGCCUUUGCAUGUAACAGUGAUCUCCUAAGACACGAAAGAACUCACACUGGAGAGAAACCUUAUGAAUGUAACCAGUGUGGUAAAGCCUUUCCAUGUAAUAUUGAACUCCUAAGACAUGAAAGAACUCACACUGGAGAGAAACCUUAUGGAUGUAACCAAUGUGGUAAAGCCUUUGCACAUAACAGUAGUGUCCUGAGACAUCAAAGAACUCACACUGGAGAGAAACCUUAUGAAUGUAAGCAGUGUGGUAAAUCCUUUGCACAGAACUUUAAUCUCCUAAUGCAUGGAAGAUCUCACACUGGAGAGAAACCUUAUGAAUGUAACCAAUGUGGUAAAGCCUUUGGUCGUAAAAGUCAUCUCUUAACACAUGAAAGAACUCACACUGCCGAGAAACCUUAUGAAUGUAACCAAUGUGCUGAAACCUUUGCACGUAACAAUAGUCUCCUGGUACACUAUAGAACUCACACUGGAGAGAAACCUUACCAAUGUAACCAAUGUGGUAAAGCCUUUACAUGUAACAGUAGUCUCAUGCUACAUAAAAGAGCUCACACUGGUGAGAAACCUUAUGGAUGUAACAAAUGUGGCAAAGCCUUUGCACAUAACAGUAGUGUCCUGAGACAUCAAAGAACUCACACUGGAGAGAAACCUUAUGAAUGUAAGCAGUGUGGUAAAUCCUUUGCACAGAGCUGUCUUCUCCUAAUACAUGGGAGAACCCACACUGGAGAGAAACCUUAUGAAUGUAACCAAUGUGGUAAAGCCUUUGUUCGUAAAAGUCAUCUCUUAACACAUGAAAGAACUCACACUGGAGAGAAACAUUAUGAAUGUAACCAAUGUGCUAGAACUUUUGCAUGUAACAGUAGUCUCAUGCUACAUAAAAGAACUCACACUGGAGAGAAACCUUACCAAUGUAACCAAUGUGGUAAAGCCUUUACAUGUAACAGUAGUCUCAUUCUACAUAAAAGAGCUCACACUGGUGAGAAACCUUAUGAAUGUAACCAAUGUGGUAAAGCCUUUCUACGUAAAAGUAAUCUCUUAACACAUGAAAGAACUCACACUGGAGAGAAACCUUAUGAAUGUAACCAAUGUGCUAAAACCUUUGCACGUAACAAUAGUCUCCUGGUACAUUACAGAACUCACACUGGAGAGAAACCUUACCAAUGUAACCAAUGUGGUAAAGCCUUUACAUGUAACAGUAGUCUCAUGCUACAUAAAAGAGCUCACAAUGGAGAGAAACCUUAUGAAUGUAACCAAUGUGGUAAAGCCUUUCUACGUAAAAGUAAUCUCUUAACACAUGAAAGAACUCACACUGGAGAGAAACCUUAUGAAUGUAACCAAUGUGCUAAAACCUUUGCAUAUAACAGUAGUCUCCUGGUACAUAAAAGAACUCACACUGGAGAGCAAUUUCAUGCAUGUAACUAGUGUGUUAAAGUCUUUGCAUGUAACUGUGUCCUCCUAAGACAUAAAAAAAACUCAUACUGGAGAGAAACCUUAUGAAUGUGAUGAAUGUCACAAAGCCUUUACACAGACCAGUAUUCUAAAAGAUAAGAGAACUCUCACUGGAGAUUAACCUUAUGAAUGUAACCAAUGUGGUAAAUAAAGCCUUUGCAUGUAACAGUAAACUCUGAAAAGAUAAGAGAACUCAUACUGGAGAGACACCUUAUGAAUGCAACCAAGGUGGUAAACCCUUUGCAUGGAACAGUCAUCUGCUAGUACAUAAAAGAACUCACACUGAAGAGAAACCUUAUGACUGCAACCACUGUGCUAAAACCUUUGCAUGUAACAGUAGUCCCCUGGUGCAUAAAAAACUCACACUCCAGAGAAACCUUACAAAUAUAACCAAUGUGAUAAAGCCUUUACAUGUAGCAGUAGUCUUAUGCUACAUAAAAGAGCUCACACUGGAGAGAAAUCUUAUGAAUGUAACCAAUGUGGUAAAACCUUUUGCAUGUAACAGUGUUCUCCUAAGACAUAAAAGAACUCACACUGGAGAGAAACUUUAUGAACGUAACCAAUGUGGUAAAUAAAGCCUUUGCAUGUAACAGUAAUCUCUGAAAACGUAAGAGAACUCAUACUGGAGAGACACCUUAUGAAUGCAACCAAGGUGGUAAAGUCAUUACAUAUAACAGUGUCUCCUAAUACAUAAACUCACACUGGAGAGAAACAUUAUGGGAUGUGUCCUAUGUGUAAAGCCUUUGCACAAAACAGUCAUUUCCUAAUAUAAACUUGCUCUUCUUCCUGAAGAUACCUGAUAAAAGGAUCAGAUGAAUGAGGAGGAGGUCCCCCCAUCAGUGGACUUGGAAAGGGGCAUGGUGUAGA